Austrofundulus limnaeus is the source of this 1763-nucleotide messenger RNA. It is a transcript of the gene bcl2l12, whose product is annotated as BCL2 like 12. The record is from RefSeq and is a predicted model, not a curated record. NCBI's taxonomy places the organism in Eukaryota, Metazoa, Chordata, Actinopteri, Cyprinodontiformes, Rivulidae. Gene Ontology annotation, biological process: regulation of extrinsic apoptotic signaling pathway.
GCUGAGACUCAUCUGGUCCUCGAAGCUUUCCUCAAACAGACUCUGUCCACCCCCCACAAACACAGGCCAGGUAGAGUGGGCGGAGCCUAUCGGGACCAAAACAAGUUCAGUUUGAGGCCACAGUCUAGUUCUAAGGGUGGACAUGAGUCUCAGUCUGGAGACAAAGAGGAGAAGAGGAAUGGGAGGAGUGAUUUCUUUUCACAGCUCACACUCAGUCGYUCCAAAGAUCCUAAAUCCCCGCUGACCGGGUCCAGCAGGACCAAACCCCCUCCAGCAGAGGGUUCUCCCUCCUCAUCGUCAGAUGAAGACGACAGUGCGAAGAAAUGGAUGAAGAAAAAAUUGAAGAUGAAAAAAAAGCUCACGCUGACUUUCUUCAAAAAGAAGGAGAAACAUCGGAAAGACUUGAGUUCAGAAGAUGAUCCUAAACUUCCUCCUCAGAGGUCCGGUGAGCGGCCAGGUGGUACAGGACCAGAGCCAACCCGGGUCACCUCUCCCAGUCAUCCUCCUCAGUUCUACAACAAAGUCGCAGGACAACUGGAAAAGAUUGCCAAGUCUAACAAGAUAAAGACACCAAGUCUAGUUAUAAAACCACCAGCAGACGUGUGUGAUAAAGAAGCAGUGGUACAGCAACUUGUUCAGCUGAUCUGCUUAGAGGGAGAUUCGAUGGAUAAAAAGAUCCAGGCAGAUCCAUUUCUACGCUCCAGUUUGAAUCGUCUUUCCUAUGCAUCAUUCGCCAAGGUUCUAGAUGUCUUUGGUAGCAGCGAGGUGUCUGAGGCUCCGCCCUUGCCACCAUCACGCAGUCCAACUCUUCAACGCAUGGCUAUUAGUAUGGAGGUAUCACGACAGAUAGUCACAGCCACAGGAUCCCAACGCACUAAAGGAUAUGCAGAGCGCUACAUGGAGAGCUUCGCCCCGUGGGUCAAGAGCCAUGGAGGAUGGGAGAAUCUGGUAGAUUUUGAUGAUGUGGUGGAGUGUGACUGAUGGUCCAGAUGUCCUCUGAGUCCAAAUCAAAGCUGCUCUGGAUGAUGUUGUCAAAUAAGGUUAAGAUGGGUCGGCUCAACUCCUCAAACCAAACCACACCAACACUACGUGACCUGUACUGUGGAAGAAGAUCGGAACAAUACUUGAACUUUAAUAUCUCAAGUCAACACUAAACUAAACUACAUGUGAACAAAUAAUGAGCUAAAGCUGAGCAGGAGGAACUGUUCUGUGGAGAACUUUGCCAGACAGACAUGUGAGCUAACACAGGCAGAAGAAAACUGCUGAAGAGCUCACUGAGCAAAAACACAGAAACAAAAUGCUUCGAGAYGUGCUGUGAAAGGCUCUGGUUCCUGUUGAGGUGAGCAACAGAUUCCUGUUUUAUUUGGUCAAAUAGAAGAAGAGACCUAGUUGUGUCUUGGUCCAAUGGGCAGGGAAGGGACAGAGUUGGUGGUUUGAUUCUCAGCCUCUGUAAGCCAAAACGUACUCCCUUCCCCAACAGACAAAAGUGUUUGUAUGAUUGACUGAAAAGAAACUGUAAAGAGGUCUGCGAACCUGCAGAGGUAAAAUGGUGUUGUAUUAGUGUGGACCGUUUAUCUGUCACCUGGAUUACACUACACCCAAUCGGACAACUCCUCCUUCAUAUGGUGGACAAACAAAUCAGAAAUUCAUUUCUGAAAACAUUUGGCUGUUGAAUAUGUCAAAGCUGCUGCUUUCUGAAAGUGAACUGAGGAGAAGACAGGCCGUCCUCCUUCAACCCCACUUAGUAAAAUGUUUUACACUGA